GAGGAGGCAGAGCCCUUUAAAAUGGCAAGCAGCGCUAUCCCUAUGACAUGUUUCCCUCUGCGCUCUACGCGUGGUAUAGCCUCCAGACUGCGUGGGCUAGUGUGGGUGCAGUAGACGAGUUUCGUAUAAAAACCCUGAUUCCCGGAGUCUCAUAUUACGCGCGUCCGCCUCCCUCUGUAGUUGUUUGUUACUACGACUCCUUCCACCUACUUCGUGUUUUUCUUCAGUAGUAUUUCUUAGGAAAGCUACCGUCACUAAAGAAAUCUGUUCUAUGGUUUUGGCUGAAGAAGAUCCCACGAUGUCUCGGACUGACGAGGUGCACCGUAUAACGGAGAAUGUCUAUAAGUCCAUCAUGGAGCAGUUCAACCCAUGCUUGCGGAACUUUGUGGCCAUGGGGAAGAGCUACGAGAAGGCCCUAUCCAGUGUCACAUUUGCUGCAAAGGGCUACUUCGAGGCACUGGUGAGGAUGGGAGAGAUGGCCAGCGAAAGUCAAGGCUCUAAGGAUCUUGAAGAGGCAGCAUGGGACGUACUCUUUCAGAUGGCUGAGGUCCACAGACAGAUCCAGAUGCAGCUUGAAGAUAUGCUGAAGUCGUUCCACAAUGAGCUUCUGACAGAGCUGGAGAAGAAGGUGGAGCUGGAUGCACGUUACCUGAAUGCGGCUCUGAAGAAGUACCAGAUGGAGCACAAGAGUAAAGGAGAGAGUCUGGAGAAGUGUCAGGAUGAACUGAAGAAGCUACGCAGGAAGAGCCAGGGCAGCAAGAACACCUCUAAGUACGGAGACAAGGAGAUGCAGUAUGUUGAGACCAUCAGCAGCAAGCAGAGUGACCUGGACCAGUACACAGCAGAGGGCUACAAGAAUGCACUGUCAGAGGAGAGGAGGAGGUACUGUUUCCUGGUGGAUAGACAGUGUGCCGUGGCCAAGAACAACAGCUCCUACCACAGCAAAGGUAAGGACCUUCUAGCCCAAAAGAUCCCAGCAUGGCAGCAGGCGUGUGCUGACCCUACCAAGCUGCCUGACCGUGCCAUGCUCCUGGCUCAGCAGAUGACCUCUGCAGGGGGUACCCUGGGGUCCGGCUCCCACACUCACCAUGGCUCCAAGGGCAACCUGCUCAUCUCUGACCCUAUCCCCGGGGCCAAGCCUCUGCCUGUACCCCCCGAGCUGGCUGCACUAAUGGCCCAACAGCGUCUAAUGGGACCAGGAGGAGUGGACGGAGGGAUGCCCAUAAUGAACGGAACGGCAGGGGCGCACGGAGGAGCAGGAGGGGGAGGAGGGGAGGACUACCAACACUGGAUGGAGGGGAAGAUGGCCCAAGCCCAGGCUCAGGCCCUACAGGCUCAGGCCCUACAGUCCCAGGUGGCUAAAGCCUCCUCCCAGCACCACUCCCAGCCCCACAGACAGGGCAGCGAAGUCUACUCCAACACCCUACCCGUACGCAAGAACGCCCCCGCCAAGAGCAACACCACCAUGGGUCCAGAGACCCGAACCCUUCCCCGGUCUAGCUCUAUGGCAGCAGGGCUGGAGAGGAACGGUCGUACCCGUGUCCAGGCCAUUUUCUCCCACGCGGCUGGGGACAACAGCACCCUGCUCAGCUUCUCUGAAGGAGACAUCAUCACCCUGCUGGUGCCUGAGGCCCGCGAUGGAUGGCACUAUGGAGAGAACGAGAAGAACAAGAUGCGGGGCUGGUUCCCUUUCUCUUACACACGUGUCAUCCCCGAGACUGAAAGCGACAAACUACGAGUCAACAAUCUCCACCAUGGUAAGAGCAGCAGCACAGGCAACCUGUUGGAGAGAGAGGACAUGGCAAGUGCCCCUCCCCCUGACUACGGUAUGUCAUCUCGCCUGCUGGCACAGAGCGCUGUGAUGGCACACAGCAGACAACAACGCCCAUACAGCAUGGCAGGGCCAGGCUUCUCACAGCAAGGACUUGAAGAGUAUGAGCAACAUUUUUCAACAAGUUCCGAAGGUGGAACAGUUCCAAAAUUGAUUUCAACAGUGUGAGAAGGGACAGACAGACACACAGACAGACACAGACUCAGCUUGCUGCUGCUGCAAUAGGACUGACUGCCUGCCAGGCACCUCUGCAAUCCCUCAUUAAUAGCCCUCCUCGCCAAUCACUCUCACCCCUUCUCUCCCACCCUCUCUCUAACCCCCACCCCUCCUCUCUCACCCCCUCUCUAACCCCCACCCCUCCUCUCCUGCCCUUUCUCUAACCCUCAGCCUUCUUCUCUCGCCCUCUCUCUAAUCCACCACAACACUCCCCUCUCCACCUGAGUUUACCAGGCCAUUUCCCUACUCCCCCAUCCCCCGUCCCGUCCCUCCGUCCUCUCCCUCCCAUCCCACCAAGGGACAGACUUGUCUCUCCCCCUAUACUCUUCCUCCUCACUCUCCUCACACCCUGCACUUCCAUGCUACGCUGCAGUUCCCAGGCCAAGCACUGGUGGAACCAGAACCACAAAGCAGGACCAACUAACCCCACGCUAAAGGACUGACACCAUCCUGAGCCAUCCUUAUUAAAAUCAUUGGAAUGAUGGGCUUUGUCUGAGGAGGAAAAUUAGUCAAAUCUUUAGCUUGUCUUUCAUGCAUGUACAUCUUUUCUAUUUAAUCGGGAUUUCUUCCUCUGCAAACAUACAAUAAAAUUAAACAAAUGUUUUUAAAUAAAAUCUUCAGUGUUCUCCAGCAGAAUCAAGGUUGAAAGAUGAAGGAUUUAUAUUACCAGUGUAAAUCAAAAUGGUAAUCCAAAGGGGAUUGUUUUAUUAAUGUAAAGAUGAUCUUGUAUGAUGAUCAAAAAGUUAAAGUUCAUCUACAGUAUACUGUGUCUUCUUAUGCUUCAGACAGUGACUUUACUUUACAGACUGUGAGGUCCUUCGGGUAACUUCUAAUAUCCCUCUUUAAAUGAGAGGUUAUGUAUCACAUGUAGUGAAAUAACUAAAAUGUAAAUGUUCAUUUUUCAUUUGAACUUAUGAGGGCAGGUGACCAAUGAAAUAGAUGGCAAUGAAUAUGUACUGUACAUAAAUGUACCAUAAAAUGGAUGAUUAUUAUGCCUAUUGAUUACAUCAGUUGAUCAAAACGCACCUUAAAAACCAAAUGACUUGUAUUAUCAUGUUAUUAUUACUAUUAUUAGCCACAAGGUAAUAUGUUUUAUGAUGUCUGAGGUCUAGCAGGCAGUGUGAAAGACACCUUGCUCUGAUAUCCAUGUACUACGGGGUCUCUGAGUAUUGUUGUUUCGUCUGAAUAUCAACAUACUGUACUAUAUCAAGGCUGAAUGGGUAAAAAAAAAAGAAUAAUCAUCCCUGAAAGAAAGAGAUGCAAGGCUCUGAGUAGGGUUACCGUUCAGGAGUUCAUCCCUGAAAGAAAGAGAUGCAAGGCUCUGAGUAGGGUUACCGUUCAGGCGUUCAUCCCUGAAAGAAAGAGAUGCAAGGCUCUGAGUAGGGUUACCGUUCAGGCGUUCAUCCCUGAAAGAAAGAGAUGCAAGGCUCUGAGUAGGGUUACCGUUCAGGCGUUCAUCCCUGAAAGAAAGAGAUGCAAGGCUCUGAGUAGGGUUACCGUUCAGGCGUUCAUCCCUGAAAGAAAAGACAACAGAUACUUGUUCUACACCUCUGCCAUCCCAUGACAAAGGUGCUACAUUUCAUGGCGCCCGAUUCAGACCUUUGCUAAGUAGGACUUAAUUCAAGAAAACAUGGAGUUAAUUCAACAUUGUUUGACUUAAGUCCAUGUUAAGUCAACUUAUCUCAAGUCUGAAUAGGGCCCGUGGUGCGUAAACCAUGUUGCCAAAGCAACACCCUCUCUUCUCAUUCUCUCUCAUCCCCUUCAAUCAGUGCUGCCUGGCUGCCAACUGUUUACAAAUAGCUUUAAUAAUUUACUAGACAGAGUCUCUUGCUGUGCAUACAAUAGGAUAAUGAUUUGGGAGCAACAUCAAUAAAUGUUUUCUAUCUAUAAACCAUUCAAUCUAAUCGUGUCCCCUGUGCAAUUACCAUAUGUCACAGAACAAAUAGGUAAUUCUAGUCUGCCCAGUUAUAUACUGUACAGAGACCUUGGAGACAAUGAAUGGGUCAGAUGCCCUUAAAAGAGUCAUCAUUUGCCAACAGCACAACUGCAAAUUAUGGCAAUAACUGAAUUGGAUCGAUAGCCAUUUAUCUUCGUAAUAAAUAAGCUUGCAUGUACUGUGUCCCUUGCUAUUUUGACACAUAUUUGCACUACACAUGAAAUGAGAAACCUUUAAAAGGGAGAAGGGUUGAUUCGUUAUUGUAACUUUGUUCAGCCUUCUUGUACUUUAGUCUUUGUAAUAAAAGACUUGAAUAAAAAAAGGAAACGAAAAAGCAUGACUCUGUAUCUGAGGCAGGAUAAAAUAUGUAUGUCUGUUAUUUCUAUGUGCUGAAUAAAGAACAACGCUAGUCUGUCUGUUUGUCUGUAUGGCUGUCAGUACCUGUCGAUGUCAACCCCUGUCCUGUCCAAAUCAGAAAUGAUUACCGCUAAGUAUUAGGCUAUUUGCUAUCACAACACUAUCUUUGAAUUCUCCUUGAAAUCCUAUUAGAUUGACUCAAUUGUUAUAAUUUGCUAAAGGGAGAAAAAGUGACAUUUACUGCCAAACUGUACUACCCAAAACUCCUUCCCUGCCACAAACAAAAUGUCUCCUUGUUGUGUCUCUCUUGCUCCCUGUCCUUCUCACUGUUUGUGUGUAAUUCCUGUCUUCCCCUAGCUUUGCCAACCCCCUUCUCUAUCUAUCUGUGUUUUGAUAAAUGUAGAGACAAAAGCGCUCUCAAACGAGUUACUACGACCGGAAGCUGCCAAUGUUUCUUCUUUCUCCACUAGAAUAAGGCUAAGGUAUGAGUGAUCAGACUGCAACAUCUGAAUAGAUGGCACACCCACUCUCAGUGUAAAAAAUAAUAAUACAAUAUAGUAUUCUUCUAUUAUUUGUGAUUACGUUUUUUGGAACAAUGCAUUUUUUUGUUGUGAAGAUUAAUUGGAAUAAUGUACAGAGAAUGAUUGAUAUUGAUUUGCAUGCUUAGGGGGACACCAAGAUAGUGUAAUGUUGAUAAAUGACCUCAAAUGUAUGGUGACUUUCUACUAUAAAAAUAAGCUUAAUAAAUAUUAUUUCAGUUGAGCACUC
Molecule: messenger RNA, 5108 nt
Organism: Salvelinus fontinalis (brook trout)
Lineage: Eukaryota; Metazoa; Chordata; Actinopteri; Salmoniformes; Salmonidae
Gene: baiap2b
Product: BAR/IMD domain containing adaptor protein 2b
Exons: 15
Coding region: 272-1999 (575 amino acids)
Biological process (GO): plasma membrane organization; actin crosslink formation; positive regulation of actin filament polymerization
Cellular component (GO): nucleoplasm; cytosol
Molecular function (GO): cytoskeletal adaptor activity; protein binding
Source: RefSeq, a predicted model, not a curated record